AUGUCCGUCGAUGCUGCUGCUAGAUCUCGCACUCUCCACAGCAAGAGAUCGUUUGGAAAGUAUCCAAGACCAGUCGACUCGCCUGCAUACGACGCAUCGGAGGAGGAUAACGACCCGCUCACGGACGAUGCCUCAGCCGCGUCCCAUCCGAUCCCUAUUUCUCGGCACCAGAAUCCCCAACCCAACACCCGCCUCAGACCUUCCCCUCUCACCCGCCGCCACCACCACCUCCACGACGACGACAGCAGCGUAGACUCUCCCACCUACGACGGCGACAUCGAGUCCAGCACAACUGCCGGCCCUGACCCCCUUCCACACAAACCUACUCAUCACCAUUCCUCCUCCUCCGUAUCCACCCUCAACACCCCCUUUUCGCCCUCCUCGCCCGGAUCAACCCCCAUCGCAGAGCCCCUCAACCCGCUCUCUCCUACAGCCAUGCGCCCCACCAACCCCAACUCCCAUCUACCCGUCUUCAUCUCCCCCCCGGUCAACACAGCCGCCGCGCCCCUCCUCGUCACAGAGGAGCCAGCCGUGCCCCUCGCUUCCAAGGAGGCGUUCAACCCCGCUGCACUCACCCCAGCCGAUAUCCAGGCCUUUGUCAACAAAGCCAUCCAAGGCGAGGUCCACCGCCCAUACAAGAUCAACCCGCCCCCUACAGAUCGCCCCGUGCGCGUCUACGCUGACGGUGUAUACGAUCUAUUCCAUUUUGGUCAUGCGCUCCAGCUGCGCCAGGCCAAACUAUCUUUCCCAUCCGUGUACCUCCUCGUGGGCGUAAACUCUGACGAACAAGUAUGGUCCCACAAAGCACGCACAGUAAUGAGCCACGCCGAGCGAUUGGAAGCUGUUCGCCACUGCCGAUGGGUUGAUGAGGUCGUAGCUGAGGCUCCCUGGGUCAUCGACGAGGCCUUUAUCAAAAAAUACGAGAUCGACUAUGUCGCGCACGACGAAGAGCUCUACGCGAGCGCAGGCCACAACGACGUCUACGAAUACGCCAAAAGUCAAGGCAAAUUCAUCCCUACACGCCGCACACCAGGCGUAUCGACAUCCGAACUCCUCGAGCGGAUCGUAUCGGGGUAUCGUAAUCGCGAAUUUGACGAUAAGCUGACGAAGAUGGGGCAUGCGGAGUUGAGGGCCGAGGGGAGCGAUUAUGAUGGGCAGAGUAGGAGGGCGAGUAGGAGUGCGAGUCGGAGUGCGAGUCCCGGGCCGGGGGCGGGGGCGGUGGGAGGGGAGAGUGGGAGUGGGAGUCCGAAGCUUUUGGGGGCGCGUGCUAGUUAG
This is a messenger RNA of Psilocybe cubensis, 1275 nucleotides long. RefSeq lists its product as uncharacterized. The record is from RefSeq and is a predicted model, not a curated record. Gene Ontology annotation, biological process: CDP-choline pathway. The transcript is spliced from 6 exons. Gene Ontology annotation, molecular function: choline-phosphate cytidylyltransferase activity; phosphatidylcholine binding. Lineage: Eukaryota; Fungi; Basidiomycota; Agaricomycetes; Agaricales; Agrocybaceae. Gene Ontology annotation, cellular component: nuclear envelope. Bases 1 to 1275 code for a protein of 424 amino acids.